CGUCGUCUGCUAGCCCGCGCAGUGGUCCCGUAGCAGUCGCCGUGUAGCAGGCUGUGCGUCCUGUGGAUCUUGGAGGAUUUCUUUUCGUCGUCGUCGCAGCAACGUUUGUUGCGUAGCGCAGUUACAACCGGCGCGGCGUUGCCGUGUGUGGAUGUGUGCUCCUGCUCGUACCCCUGUCUUCUUUGUGGUGCUGCUGGUGGUUCUUGCCGCGUCGUCGACGUGAUGCGUCUCACCGGCAGUCGUGGCAGAUAGAGGCGCACUCCACACUGCCCCCGCGACCGCAUGAUGCCACUACGUGUCGGCGGUCUUCUGCUGCGAUCUCCCAAGUGCCUCGCGCCCCGACGCUGGCGGUCGGCGCGUCGUGUCCUAACCGCGACUGCUGCUACCUCGACCGCGGCUACGUAGACGGCGCCGCGGCCCAGCAUGUAGGCCUCAAGACGCAGCGGAUUUUUCGUCGCCUCAUGUGCGCGGUGGCCCGGGCCAAGUACCGCGGGAUGUUCAUGCUCAACUUUGUCUGGAAAGCCCGUCGGAAAGACAAGGAUGCAUCUUCGAGCGGCGGCGGCGGCCAAGAGGAGCCCAAGAUGUACCUGGAGUCGACGGUGCUCGAGUGCACCAUCCCCGAGUCGCGGCUGCGCGACCUGGUGGACCUUCCCGAGGGGCUCGACUACAACGAGUGGCUCGCAUCGCACACACUGGCGUUCUUUGACCACAUCAACCUCCUGUACGGGACGGUGUCCGAGUUUUGCACCAUGUCUGGCUGCCCCGACAUGACUGGCCCAGGGAACAGGCAGUACCUGUGGUUUGAUGAGAAAGGGAAGAAGUGCAAGGUGGCUGCCCCACAGUACAUAGACUAUGUGAUGACCUUCACCCAGAAGACGGUCAAUGAUGAGUCCCUCUUCCCAACAAAGUUUGAACGCGAGUUUCCCAGCUCUUUCGAGUCCCUGGUGAAGAAGAUCCACGGACUUCUGCUGCACGUCCUGGCACACCUGUACCAUGCCCACUUCCGGGAGAUGGUCUUGCUGCAGCUGCACGGCCAUCUGCAUUCGAUAUUCGCCCACUUCACCCUCUUCAACGCGCGCUUCAAUCUGGUGGAUCCCAAAGAUGCCGUCGUGCUACAGGACUUGGCCGUUGCGCUCGGACUCUGUCCGCCCGCCGAGAGCGCCAACGGAAGUCCCGCCGCCUCUUCUUCUACGCCCUCCUCCUCGGCCGUCGCAGCAAGCAGCAGCACAGACGAAGAUUCUGCAGCUGCUGAAGCCAUCCCGGCUUCAGUGGCUGCCCCCAUGGACGUGUCCCUCUCGCCUUCGGCGAUGCAGCGCUCUGUGGUUACCUCCAGCAUCGAGGCAGCUCCGAUGUCAAUGGCCGCCACGACGGCCGGGAGCGUGGUGCCCGCGCAGUAGGUCGUCGUGGUCGCCGCUUUGUUAACGUUUUGUCGAGUGCCUGUGGUGAUAGCAGCCUGUAGUGUGGAGCGCCGGUUCCUCUGAGAGUGGUAUCGGGGGGGCACUUCCGUUGUGCAUCCGCAACUGGGGUAGUACUGUGCUUGUCGGCACCAGAGUGUGGCUGCUGGUGGUGCCACGAAGGUGAUGACGUCACUUCGGUGUGACUAGGUGGUUCUGCUGGCAACAGCAGCAGCAUCAAGCAAAUUGUUUGUUGUUUUCACUGUUACACUGGGUUAAAAUGUGGCUUCGCUGCUUUGCCCAUCCUCCGCUUGACACUAAAGUGAUUAUAGCCGCAGUUAUGGCAGUGUUAUGUGGCAGGCAUGGGAGGCCUCCCCCUCUCCCCCCUCUCCCUCUGCAGCGAGGUAGUACAACCGAGCCAUGAGCUCUGAAAAAGCAUGGCCCUUGCGGAAUAGCCUCUGCAGAGUAGCUCAUUCUAGACCCUCAGCUAGUUAAAAGCAACCUUCACAACAGUAGCUGGGCUAGUUAUGUCUGUGCUGAGGCAGCAGGGGCGUUACUACUAGGCAAUUGGCUGGAGUGGUUUAUCUAGGGAGAGUCAUUACGUCCACCAUUCUGUGAUCAUGAAAGUGGUCGAAUGCAUGGUGAAUAUUCAUUUGUAAGAGCUUGCAGGCACGUUCCAUGCAUGGGGCUAGCUUGCUAGCUAGCCCUUUGUGAUGGGGGCAAGAAGUCUUGGUUGUCAUUGAAAAGAAAAAAAAAAGAAAAGUAAACCAGACUGUCAGCGUCUAUAUAAGAUCAGUGUCAGGAAAGAGACUGACAUUUUCAUGGGGAAAAAACAAACAAACACGAAAACAUGUUGGUGAAGUAACCUUGGUGCCACCAACCGACUCAGCGGAAAAAAAAGAGAUGGUACACUGGGGGGGGGGGGCAAUAAGACUGCGGCAACUUUGGUGAGUUGCGACUACUUCAUAGCGGAUAUAUAUUGGCGCACAAGAAACACGGGACUGAGGGCCCAUUCACAGUUGCGACUAGGCGAGGUCACGCAACCAAGUUAGUCGCAAAGUGACAAGUCGCAAGUAGUUGCAAAUGGUCGCUUUUCUGGAAAGGUGACCGUUUCGUUCCAGUCGCACGACCGCAGUCGCAGAAUAGCUGAACCAAUCAGAUGCGAAGGAACAGGGCAUCUGUAUAUGCUGAUGCUUAUUUAACGCGGCGAUGACAUUGCAAGCAGACGUGAACGGUCUAUUGCGAGACUUUUCCAUUAAGCGACUCGUCGGUCGCAUUUGUCAGUGUGAACAUCAUUCGUCUUGAGUAGCUUUCUGGUCUCCAGUCGCAGUCGGUCGUGGGACGUUGUUGUGUCGCAAGUGUGAAUGUGCCCUGACAGUUAGAAUUCUUCUGUGUUUUCUGUGUGCCAGUAUCUAUCUGCUAUUAAGAGAAUGGUGUUAGGCUUAGCUUUUACACCUGUUGUUUUUACACUUUACUGCAAUUCGUUUGCACUUGUGGUCACGUAGAAGUCAUCCCUUGUAGAUUAUUGAUUCACAUUUGGCAUAUUUCUCUUUACAUUGUUGCGCUUAAGAUGCAGUGUUUUAUGAAAACUGUUUGAGUGGUAAAAUAUUUUCCUCUGUGCAUUUUGCAAAAAAAAAAGAAAAGCAUUUUGCAUAGAAUGAUAUUCACGCAUUGCGGUUGUGAUGAAUAUGUUGAGCCACCCUGUCAGCAAUUUCCAUCUUUUGGCCACAUUCAUUUGAAAGCGCGCAUCCUCUAUAAUAACCAGUGCUUUGCAGUGCAGUGCUUAAUAAUCUAAGGGUUGAAGCGCCAGCAUCCCACAUUUAGUGCCAAGCACCAUACAGGUCAUGGCUGUCUAGUUUCUGAAGUCCACAAUUUUCUGUCGAGAAGGGACAGUGCCUGCAAGCUCUGCAACAGUGUAUUCUUCGUAGGCCUGAGCUUACAAAACGCGAUUGUGCAGUUGGAUCAAAGGUUGCUUAGAGCGGCUGUGUCUUGUAUCAAGAGGGUGAUGCCUCUGGUAGGUGGGUCACGGAAGUCACGUCACUUUCUCCAUCCCUCUGCAGGCUGGUGAUACGAGUCGGUCUUAUCGGUGACCCGAAUUGGUGCCUGUCGGGUUGUUCGGGUGGGCGACGCACGGUCACUCCCAAAACUCGCACAUUUGCCAGUGCCGCUUAGUGUUAGUAGGAGAGGAGGGGGGGUGGGGUCGUGUGUGUGUGUGUUGUGUGGCGUGGGGACAAUUGCAUCUGCUUGUCAUUCUUCUGCAGGAGCGGAGGAGGGAAAUAAAAUGGGGAGAGAGUGAGAGGGGGGCCUAUUUAUUUUCUGUCAUCGCCUCGGCCCGCACUCACACACACACACAUACACAGCCACUAGGUGCCACACAGCUGGGACUUUCUUGUGUGCGAGGUGACACAUACAUACACACAAUAUGUAAAUAGGAUGAUGCUCUAUUUUUAAGAAGCACGUGAGGUUGGUGAUUUAGGCAAGUCUUUCUUCUCUCUAUUCUACCCCCCCUGGCCCAAACCCACUCCCCCCCUCUGGGCAUUUGGAGCUGCACGUGCAGUGGAGUGUCGGCAAUCAUCGUCGCUGGCGGGGAGGGCUGACUGGGUCGAUGAUGGUGUGGAAGUGGUGGGCACCUCGCAGCUUGCAACGAUGACCUUCUUGCCUUUGCCUCAACUGUUUAGCCACCUGUUUUUGUGCGUGCACUCAGGUGGCGAUUGUCGAGGAUGUGCCUGCUUCGUCAUUUGUCAAGCUGCAAGGAAGAAACACUGUUUGAUUCACCUGCAUCCUCCACUUGUGGUUCCUGCACCUCAUUGGUUGUUGGUUUCCGAUAGCUGCCAAGUCGUAGGCUUCUAAAUGUGGUCCUUCUCGGUGAUGCAGUGUAUGUGCAUGACUGCAAGUGUGAACAGUCUUGCUCUUGCUGUGUACGCAUUGUGCAACUUGCGUGUGUCACUAAGUCGGCCGUUGCUGCAUUCUCUGUUGAUGGAGCAGCUGUCUAACAGGCAAAAUGGUGGUGGGUGUGGUGUUUGCAUUAAGUCUGCGGAUGCAUGCGAGAAGUUUAGUUUAUUUCUGCUUUUGAGAAGUUAUCAUUGAGGCUAAAGGUAUGCAUAACUUUCAUCUCUAGGCAAGCCACUGUCACACGCUGCAUGACAGUAGUGGACAUUGGAUGAGUGAGCAUCGCAAGUUAACUAGCGAUAAUUGGAACCCUUUAGUCAGGGUGCUGAAGGGAGGGGUUCAGUUUAGGCUAACAGCUACUGAAAGUAUACUUGUAGAGUUGCAUUGAUAGUGAUUAGGAAAUAUUGGCAAAACCAAGCUGCUUGUUGAAAACAACAUUUAGGAGCUCACAUUUUCACUAGAUUAUCUCUAAUAGAUCGUCUAUCAACAAUUGCACCAACCAUUGGCACGUUAGACAUCAGAAAUAGUCUUAGCCAAGUCUUCUUUUUCAGAAUUCGUCUGGCUUUCUAAAUGGGCUUUUUAGAUUAACCAAUGCAGCGCAAGAGGCUUGGUACUAAUCUUCAAACAUCAUGUCUUGAGCUACUUAGUAUUCGAGAGGUUAAGCAACACGUAGAACUCAUGCCGACUCUGGCACCUUCGUCAUAGUGCUCUUGCUGUUCACUAUGGCUUCAGAAACAACUUCUUCGGCUGCACCAGCUGUAAUUCUUGCAGCACUUUCUCAAAAUUCGUGAUGACCUGCAAUAUUUCGAGCCGAAUCAUGGCUCAGAGAACAGUGUUCUCUGCUUGUACCCUAACCUGCACCUGCAGUAUUUCGAAUGAACUCGCUUUAAAGGCAGCCUCAGCGACACCUUACGAGGGGGGCGAGUUUCGCAAGCCAUUGGGAGGCAAGCAUGAAACUUGCAAUAACUGUAGCCGAAGUGUAUACAAACUGUUUUAGCGGCUGCAGUCUGAGAGCUAUGGCUACUUGAGGUUGCAGUGUUCCUGAUGAGGCACUAUUUGCAAAAAGAUUCAAGCCCAUGGCAUGCCUUUUUAGUUAAGUUCUUGUGAGCGAACCAGACAUAACUGCUUCGAGCACCAGCUAGAGAUGGUUUUUGCUCUCCAUUUUUCUUUUCUCGUUCGAAUGUCUCUGUUCUUGCUUCAUCUGCAAAGAGUGGAAAUUUCACGCAUUGCAGCUAGCUUUCUCUCUGCUUGACGUAUCGACUCGUGUAAUAACUAAACCCCAGCUUUGAACUCUCAUGUUUAGAUUAUAUACGUGAUUAUAAGUGGUGUCCGUAAUUUUUAACAGGUAAAAAGGGCUGUUUCCCAGCCGGCUAAGUUGUAUAUUAAGCCAUAUCCUGUUUUUGAAGUAAAGCACAAUAUAUGUGUAAGUAGGGCAACAUUAUCUGUUAAAGGGAUAGGGAUGAGCUCAGUGAAAAGUUUACCUGUUCUUACUUUCUUUAGCUGAUUGUGUCUAUUAUGGGUAGGUUGGCAGCUGUUGCAACUCAUAGUUAUAGAUUCAGUGUAUUUUGUACUCGCUGGUGUCGUUGGUCUUGGCCUAAACCGUAUAGUUUUAUACUUUUAAAGAAGAUGGGUUAACUUUAAUGAUGAAGACUUUAGGUGAAGGGGAAAAUUUGAACACAAUAGCAGCCCUACUACUUUUUUUUUGUGAAAAACGAAGUAAGGGAAGGGUGAGGCUAUUACACGAGUUUGUAUGCGAGCUUCUUUCCAACCCACAAAUUUAUUACUUCAUCUUCAGCAGGAGCUUUCUCGUUUCUAUUGGGCUCCUCCAUAGGCAACCAUUAAGGCUAGAUAUUCAAAAUAAAAUGGACUAGGAGACAUAUUAACAAUAUUUGAGUAGUUUGUGCAUGUAGCAGGCAACGUUAAUAGCUUCAAAAGCUUUCGCACAACUUCUCGGCUACAAAACAUAGACGUAUGCUGGCUCCAUUUUACGGGCAUUUGUGUUCUCGUGACACUGGGGUUAUGAAUUUCUGAAGUUCUGCAUUGUAUGUCACGUUAUCCUUAAUUUUGUCAUUCAGCUACAUAACUAUGGGAUAGUUGCCCACCACUUGUCUAAUUUGUAAGAAUUCUUGAGAGAGUGCAGUAAGGUGGCAAGUUUGCGUAGUGUUAUCUUGGGGCAGGCACAGGUUAUUAUGUCAACAAAAGAGGGCAGCUGCAUUUCAUUUUAGUUCCGCUGUGACCGCGUGGCAAUGCUUUAGAUUCAGAUUCUGUCGUCUGCUCUGGUUUUUUGCUUGGCAUUUCAAAUAUUUUGCAAUUUGCCAUUAAGAGCCAUUACGAAACUUCGAACACUAUGAGGGGCAGGACGUUACCAAGUCUUUCCAACCUUUGUUUUCCUAAUUAUUUUUUGUUUGAUUUUCAGGAAUUGUGAUUGUGUACAUCUAACACGUGUAUGUGUGCGUUGCGCACUCACAUGCAUGUGUGUAAAUAGUGGGCUUGUUUUUCCGGUGUUCUUUGCUUUCAGUCCUAUUUAUUGCUUGUCCUGACAAUGUGUGUACUUCUUGUUGCCUUGUUAGCCUGGGUUGCUUGUUUUAGUCUGUUGUCAAAAUAUGCAGUCAUUUCACACAAUCUGUGCACAUGCUCGUUUGAUCAUGUGCUGGCUUCGUGGUGAGAGUAUGUACAGACCCGAGUUUGCGUUGCUGUGCGUGCUCGUUUUACUGGCUCUUGUGAUUAUGGUGUCGGAUGGCAAAUGCUUCCGUGCAAGGCGUAUUGUUGGGAAACAGAAAGGUUGCAUAGGUUACACAAGGAACGUGUUGCAACAGAAGCUGCAAGCGCGUAUCAUUUGGCAUUCACUUUAUUAUUAUUUUUUUUUGCUUUAGUUAUUACAUUCAACUGUCCAUGUGUGUGUGUGAAUGCGCAUCAGGAGAGUUUGCUGGUGCCGUGCAAUUGGAGAGCUGCGUAUUCCGAAGGUUCUCGCCCAAAUGGCAGUUGUCUGGCUGGGAAGCUCGUACCAUUUGUAGAGCUGACUUAUGCGCUUACAUAAAGCUUGCAAAGAAGAUGAAAAAUAUCAGCAAAGUGUAGCACAUAGAAAUGCAUGAUGCUAGCAGGCCUAAAAGCAAGAUGCACGUAGUGCAGAAUUUCUGGUGUUCAUCAUCAGAGGCAAUUUUCUGUGCUCGUGACAGGGAAUGGCUAGUUAAAAAGUUGAGUGAAACCUUAUUAUCCAAGUUCGAGUUUGAGAAUUGCUUGACGGUGUCUGAUGAGUUAUUUUUGCUAAUGACUAAGCCUCUUGCUAGUUAAGUGUGCUAUGGAAGGGUGACUUCGUGUCUUCAAGUUGUAACAUCAUGCGCUGUACCCCAUCUGAACUGAGUCCAGUAGGGAGAGACAAAAUAGCGAGAGAAAAUUCAGGGACACAAACCGAGAACAAAGCAUUGAGGGGCACAGUCUAUCCUCUCUGGUAGUUGCAUGCUGCUCAGAUUUGCGUCAUCCACUAUACAGAGACAGGUCGCACUUCAAGCAAAUUUCACUUGCCAGUAGCCUCAACUUUCGGCCUAUCCCGCCUGCCAGCACAGUUCAUCCUGCAUUUGCAUGCACCAGUGAGCUCCCCUUAUGUGCUAGGCCUGUGUGUGCUUGUGUGUGCGUUUGAGAGAGCAGUGCCUCUGCCCUUGGAUUGUAUUAUUCCCGUUUCUGUUGGCUAUUAUUUUUGUAUCAUUCAGGUGGUGGCAGUUGUGGUUUUUUAUUAUAUCAGCGAGCAUGAAAGAUGCACUUGCAUGUAGCUUGUUGACCGUCGAACGAGGGUAGGAGGGACAGGUCACUGUUGUUGGUUAAUUAUUUUGUUUAAAUGAAUUGAAAAGUGAGCACUGUGUUAGAUGUACAUACAUAUAAUAUAUAGAUAUAUAUCUCUAUCUCUACCAUUGACCUGUAGCGACAAAAGAUUUGCCUGGGGGCAGGAAUCCGAAGCGUUUCGCCUAGUGUAGGACAAUUGACGGCACACGGGUGAGGGGGGCGAAGUAACCCGACCAUUGAGCAAGCACAGCUGUUCCUUCUGACUGAGCUGAUUCGAAGCCAGUCUCGUCUUUGCCUUGCCACGACUCUUACCGUGGACAGCUGAGCAGCUGCUGUUCUCAACGUCGAUAUCGCCACCUUUUUCCGGUGGCACUCGAGUCUCUCGGGCGGCACUGCUCCGGGUGCGUGCUGUGCAAGUCUCGUGGCUGCAUGGCAUCAUCGGCCGUGGAGCUGGCUAGUGCGGCUUGUCUCCAUCUGCCAAGCAGCAGAGCCAAGGUGUGCCACCAGUGCACCUGAAUUAAAUGCACCUCUGUCUUUUCCCCCUUCCUGUUUCCAUAUGGGGCCUUUGAUGUCUCUAGUACCAUCGCUCUGUACUGAGAGAGCAAACACGCUGACAGCACCGCCACCACUCCCAACUGUUGCGCACACCUUAGUUAUAUGUGCUUGCCAGUGUCCAACCCCUGUCACACUACGCGGCACACACACGCACACAAAAGAAAAAAAAGAAAAGCAAAAAAAAGUCUGCUGUGGAAGCUAUAGCAAGGUGCUUUUUUAUUUCAUUCGAUACCUCUCCAACAUUUUGCUUGUCCUAACGACAUGUGGCCAUGAACCUGUUUCAGCAAAGCUGGUUGCGACACUUGGCUGGCAUGUUGUGGACAGUGUUUCCAUACAUUUAUUUCUCUUGCGUUGUCAUUUCACCUCAUUCGUGUCCCACGUGUGACAGGGGUUCCAGUUGACUCUCCGAUGUCAGAUGUUGCUUGCGGAAUGGUGGUGGAAGAACGUCAAAUUUGUGGUGCCAUUGCAGGCUAAUCUUCUAAACAAGUGUUGCACGAACGUUGCUAAAACCGUUGGCUUUACUUGCAUCAUGUCAACAAAGCCAACUGGGUGAAACUUUUUGGACAGAAUUACUUUUACAUUGACAAGGUGUAUUUUAUUAGAGAAAUUCGACUGGCGUGUCUCGGAGUGCAGGGUAGUAGCUUGGAAGUUCCGACAUCUGAGAAUCGGCUGGGCGACUGCUUGGCACAAAACUUCAAGCGUGGAGACAUGUCUCAAAAUUGGACACUGAAAACGAAGAUCAGCGCUUACUUCUUCACACACGAAAACGAUACAUGCACUUAACAUGCAUAACACACACACAAAAAUGCAGAGGCAAGCGUGUCUUCUACGGGGUCGCUUGAAUGGGAAAGAGUCGCAAAAAUGAGUGUUGAGAAGGGGGUAAAGUAUGAAGUGUCACUCGCGGGGCUGCAACGCCCGGUGCGCCGAAGAAGCAGCAGCGAUGACGACGCGUGUGUGUGUGUGAGAUGUGUAGUACACGCCUGUCCGUUGGUGCCUUUCUUAUCGAAAAACUGUGCGUGCAUUCCACAGUGCGUGCCUGUGUGCGUCUCUCUUCUUGCCUUCGUCCCGCGCGCGCCACCACCGCGUGUGACGUCAGCUCAAUGCUGAUACCGCCACCGUUGCGCUGCUGUGACGUCGGUCGCGGCGCACAUCUCACGUGACCUCCAUGUGCAGAGCCCUGUGCCAUGGCUGCAGCCUUAUGUCCUGCAGACGUUCAGUGCGGUGCCGAUUCACUGGAUAAGAGACAUACUCUCUAACGAAAAGCUUGUUCUUAGUUUUUUUUUUCUUUUUCUGUCACCGCCCGGGAGAAUGACGGCGAUACGUUUCAAUUCAUGACAUUUUUGCGGAAACGGACGAGAGCAGCGAAAUUGGAGGUGACAAUCACGAACAAGUCGGUAUUCGGAACCAUGGCGAAUACCCGCGAAAAUGGCUAGAAUUGGUGAGAGGCAUAUACCGCGUGGGAUGAGUGCUUAGAGAAAAGAGCUUCAGAACGCGAUGCCGUUUUCGAAACCACACGUAUUGAUUUGCGGAGCCUGAGUGAUUGAACGGUUGGCGUCGCUCGGUUAUAUGUUUUUAUUUUCUCAGUGACUCGCGAAGGAAGGUGGCGACACGGCUGUGCUUGGUUGCCAUAGAGCACGUCCUUUUGCAGGAUCACGGUGAGCAGGAUUGCGUGCGCUGCUCUAUCUUCCUCACGCCCAUCCAUCUGAUCGAAUCUUCCCAGUGGUCGAUGAACCGUGCUAAAGUGCUGCUCGUCGCAGCGCUGAGACUCAGAAAACAGACCGAGUGGUUCCCGCUUGCGCCGUGUACUUUGUUUCAGUUCACUGUUAAAGCUGGCUGUAGAAUCCAAAGUGGGGUGCCAGCCAGCGCAAGUUGAGGGGUCGCACCUUUCGUUUUGCGUUUGAAGUUUGUGGCAAGCAGGACAUAUACUAGAACGAAACGAACGCGCACAUCUUUUGCCCUCUUUCUGCAAUCAAACUACGCCUUGACGGCGGUUUCGGGGAGGCUCUAGCAGUCACGUGAGCCAGUCAGAACUGUCGCAGAUGACAAGUUCGCCAAUGUGGCAAACUUUCACAACGUCCAGAAUCUAUCACCACCGUUUGGUUCUCUCCAAAUCGAUUCAGACCACUUAGGGCACCCUGAGCCGCAUUUCUCAUUUCGUGUUCACGCACGAAACUGGGUCUGCAUGAUUGCGCGACAUUCGAAGUGAUCUCGGCAUUUCCCCUAAUCGGGCGCACUCUUAAUGCCGAUGUGGUCGUCCGUGUGGUGUAAACCUUGUAGUCGAAGCGCCUGAGGCGGCUCAUGUUUGACCCAGUCUGGAUGUUGGCUAAACUUUUGCGUGAUCACGACGCGUAGGCACAGAAAUGAGGGAGGGAGGUACUCUGCGCAUGGAGGUCAGUGCGUUGCGUGCUUUUGUGCGUUUGUCGUACCAUAUUUGUUCUGCUGGAGAGCGCAGCGGUGUAUUUGUUUGUAUUUCCAUCUUCUGUAUGUUCGCCGUGACGGUGUCGGUCAGUUUCUUUAUUAUUUUUUUUGUUUUGUUUUUCCGUGGCGUACGUGUGUGUUGCGCCAGUGGCGCUUAUGUGUGUACCGAUGACGAUGUCGCGCGCAGUAGUUGCGGCCGUUGCUGCGGCUGACGAGAGUGAUUAUAUUGAUGAUCGUGAUGCUAUGUCGGCGAUGUACACACACACACACGCACACACAUACUCUACACAUACACGAGACACAUAUGCUAUCCCCUCUUCUUGUUCGCCUUUGAUAAUCGAUACACAAGUGCACACACGCAGAAGAGAGCUGAGGAUAUACUGUGUUUGCGGCGGGCUUUGUAAAUAGACCGAGAGAAAGAGAGAGAGUGAGGAAUAAAAACCUUCGAGGGAACUAGUCAAGUACAAUAAAGUUUAGUACAAUGGUA
This is a messenger RNA of Dermacentor silvarum, 11520 nucleotides long. It is a transcript of the gene Mob2, whose product is annotated as MOB kinase activator-like 2. Bases 462 to 1397 code for a protein of 311 amino acids. Gene Ontology annotation, cellular component: cytoplasm; nucleus. Gene Ontology annotation, biological process: positive regulation of protein phosphorylation; signal transduction. Lineage: Eukaryota; Metazoa; Arthropoda; Arachnida; Ixodida; Ixodidae. The record is from RefSeq and is a predicted model, not a curated record. The transcript has 5 exons. Gene Ontology annotation, molecular function: protein kinase activator activity.